AUGGCUGCUAUAGUUGACACAGCAUUUCCAGUGGAGGGCCUACUGCCGAAAAAAGAAACUGGCGCCGCUGCAUUUUUAACUAAGUAUCCCGAAUACGACGGACGUGGAGUUCUGAUAGCAAUUUUAGACACUGGCGUGGAUCCCGGUGCUCAAGGCCUUCAGGUGACGUCAGAUGGCAAACCAAAGAUAAUAGAUCUCGUGGAUGCAACAGGUUCUGGUGAUGUGGAUACCUCUACUAUAGUAGAGGCUAAAGAUGGAGAAAUCACAGGACUGUCCGGCCGUAAGCUGAAGAUCCCAGAUUCAUGGGCCAAUCCUAGUGGAAAGUAUCACAUAGGCUUGAAGAAUGGGUUUGACUUGUAUCCUAAAACCCUGAAGGACAGACGCACAAAGGAGCGACGGGAGAAGGACUGGGACCCUCCUCACAGAGCUGCCCUGGCAUCUGCAAUCCAGCAGCUUGAACAGUAUGAGAAAGCUCACCCUAAUCCGAAACAGGAUGAUAUGGAGUUUAAGAACUUUCAGGCUACGGUUGAUGUACUAACAACAUUAGACAAGAAAUACUCUGACUGUGGCCCUGUGUAUGACUGUGUGGUUUUUCACGACGGUAAUACGUGGAGAGCCUGCGUAGAUGUAAACCAAGAUGGGAAUUUAGCCUUGUGUAAUGCCUUAGCCAGUUUUUAUGAGGAAAGAGAGUUUAGUCGUUUUUCUACAGGAGAUAUGCUGAAUUUUUCUGUGAAUAUACAUGAUGAUGGAAAUGUCCUGGAAAUUGUGACUAAUGCCAGUUCUCAUGGUACGCACGUGGCGGGUAUAGCGGCAGCACAUUAUCCAUACAACCCUGACAGGAAUGGUGUUGCCCCGGGUGCACAAAUCAUCUCCAUCAAGAUCGGAGACACUCGUUUGGGCUCCAUGGAAACUGGAUCAGCCUUAGUCAGAGCGAUGAUCAAGGUAAUAGAAAGGAAAUGUGAUCUGUUAAACUACAGUUAUGGGGAGGCCAGUCACUGGCCAAAUUCAGGGCGUGUCUGUGAUAUUCUUUCAGAAGUUGUUAAUAAACACGGUGCUAUAUUUGUGUCCAGUGCUGGCAAUAAUGGGCCUGCUCUGUCUACUGUGGGCAGUCCUGGGGGAACGGUCUCCUCCAUUAUAGGUGUUGGUGCCUAUGUAUCUCCUUCAAUGAUGGCAGCAGAAUACUCAUUAAGGGAAAAGUUACCUGGUAUGCAGUACACCUGGUCAUCCAGAGGACCUAGCCAUGAUGGUGACAUGGGGGUGAAUAUCAGCGCUCCUGGGGGUGCCAUAGCCCCUGUACCUAACUGGACACUGCGGGGCCUACAACUGAUGAAUGGCACCAGUAUGAGCUCACCCAAUGCCUGCGGGUGUAUAGGUAGCACUGUGUUGUCAGCAUUGAAGGCUCGCGAUAUUCCUUACUCUCCACACAGUGUGAAGAGAGCUCUGGAGAACACUGCUCAGCAAGUGGACAGUAUAGAACAAUUUGCCAUAGGUCAAGGCCUGGUCCAGGUGGAGAAGGCUUUUGAAAUAAUAAGCAACCAUUGUAAAUCUCAGGAACGGAAUGUACAGUUCAACGUGAGCUGUUCUAAUGGACAGCGAGGCAUCUAUCUCAGGAACCGUGUAAACUUCACAAACCUGCAGAGGUCCAUAGUUACUAUAGAUCCUAUUUUCAUAGAUGAUAAAACAGUUCCUGAGGAGAAGAUAGAGUUCACUGCCCAAUUCAGCCUAGUGUGUGAUGCGCCGUGGGUACAGGUGCCUAACCAUGUGGAGUUGUGGAGCACAGCACGCUCCUUCUCUGUCAAGGUGGACCCCAGGGGGUUACCAGAGGGCGCCCACUACACAGAGGUAUGUGGUUAUGACAUCAGCUGCAUUGAGAAGGGGCCAGUGUUCAGGGUCCCUAUAACUGUGAUAUCCCCCUUAAGUGUGACGGACACUGUCAGUCAGCAGAUAGUGUUCAAGGAGUUGAGCUUUAAGCCAGGUCAGAUCCGGCGUCACUUCAUCAAGGUACCAGAGGGAGCAUCCAUAGCAGUUGUGCGAUUAGGCUCCACAGAUGAUGAGAAGAAUUGUCGCUUCCUCAUCCACGCUCUUCAGGUCUCCCCGCAGCACCAGUACAAGAAGUAUGAACUGGAGAAGUUUGUCACGCUGUCAGAUCUAGGGGAGACAACUCAGGCCUUCCCAAUCAUGGAUAACAGUACUUUAGAGCUGUGCAUGGCGAAAUGGUGGGCAAACUUAGGAGAAGUGAGUGUCAACUACAGUAUUACCUUCCAUGGCACACUCCUUGACUGUAAACAGCUCACUGUGUUAGCUGCUGAUGGUAUCACAAGGUUUACCGUCAAGGCACCGCUGAAGAAUGAGGAAGCUUCCCCAACGAUCACCCUCAAGUCUUUGGUGCAGCCUCUAAGGCCAGUGGAGAACAAAAUAAAGUCUCUGAAUGGACCCCGUGAUCGUCUGCCAGACGAGAGACAGGUGUACGCCAUCGAGCUCACCUACAAAUUCACACAGGCCAAAGCAGGGGAGGUAACUCCCGAUGUUUCCUUGUUGAGUGAUCUGCUGUAUGAGUCCGAGUAUGAGAGUCAGUUGUGGAUGAUGUAUGACUCUAACAAACAGCUGGUUUUGUCUGGGGAUGCCUAUCCACAUCAGUACACUGGGAAAAUUGAAAAGGGAGAUUAUACAAUCAUCCUACAAGUGCGCCACGAGAAGCGUGAUAUGCUGGAGAAGCUCAAAGAUGUGGUUCUUCUGCUGCACCAUAAGUUGGCUAGCACCAUUAACCUGGAUGUCUAUGCAUCCUGGGCAAAUGCGCUGAGUGGUGGGAAGAAACUGUCGGCGCUCAACAUGCAGAAAGGGACGACCUAUCCCAUCUUUGUAGCACCGCUUCCAGAUGACAAAGUUCCAAAAAACACUUCCUCAGGCUGGUAUUUGUCGGGCUCUAUGACGUUAUUCAAGGAAGAUCCCAUGAAGAAAGCUAGUUCCCUCCCUUUCAAGUACAUACUGACAGACAACCCCAAGAAGAGCAAGUCUAAUGGUAAAGACAAGGAUUCCAAAUCUGAGAAAGAGAAGACAAAAGCAGAGGAGUGUGUGGAAGCUGUGAGAGAUCUGAAGAUAUCCUGGUUGUCAAAGGUUGAAGAUCCCAAAAAGCUGUAUGAAGAAAUGCUUGCGAGCUUUCCAGAUUAUCUCCCCCUUCAUGUUGCACAGCUACAAGCCUUAGAUGCUGACAAGAAAAGGCUACACAAACUGGAGGAGAUAAUGGCCUUGUCACGGUUCAUCAUAGACAAAGUGGACAGGACAGCCUUGCUGGCUUACUACGGGAUGAAGUCUGACAACAGAGGCGAUGCGGCCACCAUCAAAACGGAGAUGGACAAACAGAAAGGUCAUCUGAUAGAGGCAUACCUCAGACUGGGCUGUGCUCAGGCCGAUGCUAUCAUAGAAGCAGCUAAACCCCCAGCAGAACCCCAACCAGACUCCACAACUGAAGAAGAACCCCUAAAGUUCCCCCCAAUGACCGUCGAGGAGGUGGAUGAAACUUACAAUGAAAUGCUGAAAUGGAUUGAUGCAACCGAUGCCAAGAUCUCUGCCUUUACAGUGCGCCAUGCCAUGGUACACAAGCAAUAUGGUCGUGCCUUAAAACUGCUUCAGAAACAUCUAGAAGAAAAACCAACCAAGGAGCAGGACAAAACCUUUAUUGAGCUGUGCGAGCAGAUGGGCUGGGCACACUGUGUCCGUCAUUACAAGAACUGGAUGCUGGUCAAAUACCCCCCAGGCUACAGGCUGUUCUAGUACACUCCCCCGACUCUUUUAGCUGCAAUGAAAUCCUCGUCCUGGUGGAAAUUUUUUUUUUUUUU
Molecule: messenger RNA, 3836 nt
Organism: Liolophura sinensis
Lineage: Eukaryota; Metazoa; Mollusca; Polyplacophora; Chitonida; Chitonidae
Product: tripeptidyl-peptidase 2-like
Biological process (GO): proteolysis
Cellular component (GO): cytosol
Molecular function (GO): serine-type endopeptidase activity; tripeptidyl-peptidase activity
Source: RefSeq, a predicted model, not a curated record